Molecule: messenger RNA, 112 nt
Organism: Lodderomyces theae
Lineage: Eukaryota; Fungi; Ascomycota; Pichiomycetes; Serinales; Debaryomycetaceae
Gene: SSA2
Product: Hsp70 family chaperone
Exons: 1
Molecular function (GO): ATP binding; ATP-dependent protein folding chaperone
Source: RefSeq, a predicted model, not a curated record
AUGUCUAAAGCUGUUGGUAUUGAUUUAGGUACUACAUACUCUUGUGUUGCCCACUACGCAAACGACAGAGUUGAAAUCAUUGCAAACGACCAAGGUAACAGAACCACUCCAU